UCACACAGGCGUUAAAUGGCCCACCUAUAGAAGCUGCAGAUGGGAAGGGCUGGGAGCCAGGACUCCUGGGUUCUCUCCCUGGGUCUGGGAGGCAUAUGGGGGUUGGUGGGUAGAAGAGGAGCAAAUGUUUCUAAUCUGGGUUCUUGUCACCCAGGCUGUGGCUUCCGGCCGGGAUACGACAGCACUGGCCCCUCCUCUGCAUCCCGCAUCAUUGGGGGUCACAAAAGCCACCCCGGGGAAUGGCCUUGGAUUGUGAGUCUCCAGAUCCAAGGGCAGCACUUCUGUGGGGGGAGCAUCAUACACUAUUGGUGGGUGCUGAGCGCAGCCCACUGCUUCCACGACACCCGGCCACAGGACGUGCUGGUGGCAGCUGGCACUGUGACCCUGGGCAUGGGCGGUGUCACCCGGCGGGUUCGGCAGAUCCUGCGCCACCCCAGCUACAGCCGCAAAACCUACGACUCAGACCUGGCCCUGCUGCUGCUGAGCCGGCCCCUGCCCCCUGGCCGGGAGCUGGGUUUCGUGUGCCUGCCUGGGGAGCCAGACGAUGAGGAUGACAGCCAGUGGGGCAGCUGCUACGUGGCCGGGUGGGGCACCACGAAGUACGGGCAGGAGCGGGUGUCGAGGGCGCUGCUGGAGGUCGGGGUGCAGGUCGUGGACUGGCUGCGCUGCAUGUGGUGGAUGGGAGCUCUGACCCAGAACAUGAUCUGUGCCGGACACGAGGAGGGCGGCCGGGAUGCCUGCCAGGGUGACAGUGGGGGGCCUCUGCAGUGCCAGGCUCCCCAGGGCUCCCGCUGGUAUCAAGUAGGCAUCGUGAGCUGGGGCCGGGGCUGUGGGAGUCGCCAGCGCCCAGGUGUUUACACCCGAGUGGCCAACUAUCGCUCCUGGAUGGACAAAACCACUGCUGCUGUGGGGAGACCACUAAGGCCCCCAAAAGCCAAACCCACUCUGCAGGGCUCUGUUGCCCAGAAUAUUGAGUCAGAGGUCACCGGAGGUGGGGGGCACCGCCCAUGCCCGGAGCAGCCCCUUGGCCUUGCUGUAGCCCUGGCUCUGGGGAGGUGGCUGGGCUGAGCAAGACGCAAGGCAUGCUAGGAAGAGGGAGGACUUGAACACUGCUGUAAGGGACUCCGGGAAGAGGUAAAAUGCCACUGCUGCAGCCACCACAAAGGAUUCUGGGAAGAGAUGGCAACGUUGACAGCUCCGAUUGGCUGGUGCUUCGGGAGGGAGGGGAAGGAGGGUGAAGGAUCAUUAAA
This is a messenger RNA of Pelodiscus sinensis (Chinese soft-shelled turtle), 1250 nucleotides long. The record is from RefSeq and is a predicted model, not a curated record. NCBI's taxonomy places the organism in Eukaryota, Metazoa, Chordata, Testudines, Trionychidae.